Argentina anserina (silverweed cinquefoil) is the source of this 1985-nucleotide messenger RNA. Its product is annotated as laccase-12-like. Gene Ontology annotation, biological process: lignin catabolic process. The transcript has 5 exons. Lineage: Eukaryota; Viridiplantae; Streptophyta; Magnoliopsida; Rosales; Rosaceae. The record is from RefSeq and is a predicted model, not a curated record. The coding region runs from base 37 to 1767 and encodes 576 amino acids. Gene Ontology annotation, cellular component: apoplast. Gene Ontology annotation, molecular function: copper ion binding; hydroquinone:oxygen oxidoreductase activity.
CCAAACUAAAGCUAGCUUAAGCAAGCACAGAAUACAAUGGAGCUCGGUAGCAUUUUACUACUCGUCCUUUGCCUUCUCUUUGCUUCAUCAGCCAUGUCGACCUUGGCCAAUCCUAAAGCUCACCACCAUGAUUUUGUUAUCCAAGCAACAAAAGUGAAGAGGCUGUGCAAGACGCACAACAGCAUCACAGUGAACGGACAGUACCCUGGACCAACUUUGGAAGUAAACAAUGGCGAUACUCUCGUUGUCAAAGUUACGAACAAAGCUCGAUACAACGUCACCAUUCACUGGCAUGGGAUUAGGCAAAUGAGAACUGGAUGGGCGGAUGGUCCGGAAUUUGUAACACAAUGCCCAAUUAGGCCAGGAGGGAGCUACACCUAUCGUUUCACAGUCCAGGGCCAAGAAGGCACUCUAUGGUGGCACGCUCAUAGCUCAUGGCUUAGAGCCACCGUGUACGGUGCACUUAUCAUUCAUCCAAAACAAGGAGACUCCUAUCCAUUCCCUAAACCAAAUCGUCAAUCAACACUUCUUCUCGGUGAGUGGUGGGACGCUAACCCUAUUGAUGUCGUGAGGACGGCAACUCGCACGGGAGCAGCUCCAAAUGUUUCUGAUGCAUACACCAUUAACGGUCAACCUGGUGAUCUAUACAAUUGCUCCAGCAAAGGCACUGUCGUAGUUCCAAUAGACUCUGGUGAGACCAACCUUUUGAGAGUGAUAAACGCGGCCCUCAACCAACCUCUAUUCUUCUCAAUCGCUAACCACAAGCUGACUGUAGUAGGUGCUGAUGCCUCCUACACCAAGCGUUUCACCACCAAAGUUCUAAUGCUAGGACCGGGCCAGACCACCGAUGUUUUAAUCUCCGGUGACCAGCCACCAUCUCGAUACUACAUGGCAGCACGUGCCUAUUUCAGUGCACAGAAUGCUCCAUUUGACAACACCACCACCACAGCCAUUCUUGAGUACAAAUCCGUCCGGUGCAACACUAGUAGUUGCAAAAAGGGUAAAACAGCAAUUAAACCCAUAAUGCCAAUGCUGCCAGCUUUCAAUGACACAAACACUGCGUCGGCCUUCACUAAGAGCUUCAGAAGCCCUAGAAAAGUAGAAGUCCCUACUGAAAUUGACGAGAACCUCUUCUUCACAAUAGGACUCGGACUCAACAAAUGCCCUAAGCACUUUCGAUCUAGAAGGUGCCAAGGCCCCAAUGGAACACGCUUCACUGCUAGCAUGAACAAUGUCUCAUUUGUACUUCCAAACAACAUGUCAAUUCUCCAAGCUUACCAGCAAAACAUUCCUGGAGUCUACACUAGUGAUUUUCCUGCUAACCCGCCAAGGAAAUUUGAUUAUACUGGGAAUGUGAGCCGCUCGCUGUGGCAACCCAGCUCUGGAACAAAGGGAUACAAGUUGAAGUAUGGGUCUAGAGUGCAAGUGGUGUUACAAGACACGAGUAUUGUCACACCUGAAAACCAUCCAAUUCAUCUUCACGGAUACGAUUUCUACAUCCUUGCAGAGGGUUUUGGAAACUUCAACGCCAAAAAGGAUACAAACAAGUUUAAUCUUGUUGAUCCGCCUCUGAGGAACACUGUCUCGGUUCCCGUAAAUGGUUGGGCAGUCAUCAGAUUUGUAGCUGACAAUCCAGGUGCUUGGUUGAUGCAUUGUCACUUGGAUGUCCAUAUAAGCUGGGGUUUGGGCAUGGUUUUCUUGGUGGACAAUGGAGUUGGGGAGCUGCAGACAAUUGAGCCUCCUCCUGCAGAUUUGCCGCGGUGUUAGUAAGAUGAUUAUCAUCAAUUGAAGGGAUCAGUCAAGGUUUCAAUGUUUUUAUAUCCCCCUAAAUUCAGGGUGUAUUUUGAACCUUUGCUUCAAUGUUCUUUUUUGAUACUUGUUGUUUUUUGAAGAUGUUUAUUUUUCCAGAAUAGCGUACUAUAGUUUUAGUCGCUCAUGCUUUUUUAUCCCCUAAAUUCAGGCAGUGAUAACGAACAUCAGAGCUA